AUGUUGUCAGAUUUGAACCCAGAAUCGGGUCCCCUCGCCGGGCGAUGCAAAUCUUCGGCUUCAACAAGGAAUAUAGGCAAUUCGCGAAUCAACUACGAACUCCCUGGUACUGUUGUGUCUCUUCGUGACGGUUGGCAAUGGACAUGUCAGAGUGGUGCUGUCGUCUCGGGCCUUCUUGCAGCAGUGGCAGGGCAAUUCCUCGGCUUAGUUCGCUCAGUCGCUGCAGACAAUGCAUCAUUUGAAACGCAGUCCUUUCUCCUAACAAUGUGCUAUGCUGCAAUCCUGUUCAAUAUCAGUGCCACAAUAGGUUCAUUCAUUAUAAUGGACAACCUCGGUGAAAUGGGGUUCCGUGCGUCGUGCAAGGCGACCGAGUUGGACGAGGUCUCCGACAUGGGCCUGGGGACAUUUAUGACGAGCCAGGACGGGUUACUGAUCAAGUUCGGCGCGAGUCCGGAGUGGAAAUGGAUGUUAUACCACUGGGAAUACAACGUCGGGACGCGCUUUUACAUUUAG
Messenger RNA from Psilocybe cubensis, 513 nucleotides. RefSeq lists its product as uncharacterized. The record is from RefSeq and is a predicted model, not a curated record. Bases 1 to 513 code for a protein of 170 amino acids. The transcript is spliced from 6 exons. NCBI's taxonomy places the organism in Eukaryota, Fungi, Basidiomycota, Agaricomycetes, Agaricales, Agrocybaceae.